GCUGCGUUCCUUAUCGAAACCCCUCGAGCAUGGAAGUAACUGCUUAAAUUCGGCAUUGCUAGGCUUUCAUAGGAAAGUAGUAUUUGCUAGUUGCUAACCAGCAGUUUAUAUCCCGUGGUCCCUUUCCAAAAACGGAUCGUCUCGUGGUUUGAAGGAUGAAAGAUCUAUCGUUUUCCCUCUUAACCCUUUGCUUCCUGUGAUCUGCAAACAAUCGAGCAGAAGAUGAUGCGCCAAGUGACAACCGGUGACUUCUGUAUGAGUAGCAGGCCGUCAUGCCUUGCAGAUGAUGGCCAUCACCCCACCAGCCACUUUGACCUGUGCACCUCUCAGUCUAACAAGUUCUACCCCCCUCCCCCUCCACCAUCACUCCAGAUGACACUGGCCCCGAUGCCCUUAACCACCCACAGCCCCCACAAGUCCAUGGCCUGUCAGAGACAGGAAAGUCUGGGGGGUGAUCCUUGCCAGCAAGGAAACUUACCAGUGGUCAAAACUCCCAGUCAGCCGCCAGUGGCGGACUCCAAGAAGAAAAAGGCUGGGAAGUCAGGGAGACGUGGGAGGCCUGCGGGAACCACUAAGCUAGCCGGGUACCGCACCAGCACGGGCCGACCCCUUGGUACCACCAGGGCUGCUGGGUUCAAGACCAGCCCAGGGAGGCCACUGGGUACCACUAAGGCGGCGGGGUACAAAGUCAGCCCUGGCAGGCCCCCGGGCAGCAUUAAAAGCCUCUCCCGCCUCAACAAACUUGCCUAUGGCACCUGCAGCGGAGCGGCUUUCCCCUAUCCAAUACCUCAUAAAGAGAUUCUCUGUGAAUCCACCUGCAAAGAGAAGGCAGCUAAUGAAUAAUGUCUGUACUUCAUUCUCUUCUUAGUUGGCCCUCAUCAGCGUAUUGGGACCCACGUGUUUUUGAAGUGGCCAGCAGUUACUGAGCGUGCUU
Messenger RNA from Lampris incognitus (smalleye Pacific opah), 934 nucleotides. It is a transcript of the gene c8h5orf24, whose product is annotated as chromosome 8 C5orf24 homolog. NCBI's taxonomy places the organism in Eukaryota, Metazoa, Chordata, Actinopteri, Lampriformes, Lampridae. The coding region runs from base 223 to 843 and encodes 206 amino acids. The transcript is spliced from 2 exons. The record is from RefSeq and is a predicted model, not a curated record.